AUGGAGAAAAGGAUGGGUGAUUACAUCGGCUAUCUCACAAAUUCCCAAGUGAUCGACCUUAUCUUUGAACAUCUGGUUGAUGUUGUUGUAGUGAAAAGGAAUGACACUAUGACAAAACGUACACCAUUCAUCAAACGACUGUCUACGAAACUAUAUAGCCAUGACAUAAAAUUGAGCAUGAUGGCGAUUGCAGAUGAAAAAUUUACGAGAGGUAUUACUGGAGGAUGUUCCAUGUCAUUAUGUUCCUCCGACACGAUGAACUGA
Molecule: messenger RNA, 264 nt
Organism: Strongylus vulgaris
Lineage: Eukaryota; Metazoa; Nematoda; Chromadorea; Rhabditida; Strongylidae
Source: the annotation of a GenBank genome assembly